Molecule: messenger RNA, 2343 nt
Organism: Calypte anna (Anna's hummingbird)
Lineage: Eukaryota; Metazoa; Chordata; Aves; Apodiformes; Trochilidae
Gene: ARHGEF38
Product: Rho guanine nucleotide exchange factor 38
Exons: 14
Coding region: 1-2343 (780 amino acids)
Cellular component (GO): cytoplasm
Molecular function (GO): protein binding; guanyl-nucleotide exchange factor activity
Source: RefSeq, a predicted model, not a curated record
AUGGCGAGCCUGGAGUGCCCGGGGAAGGAAGGUGAGGGGAGCAGGAAGAGGAAUUUGUCCCUGCUGAGGAGCAAGCUGUACCUGGGGGAGCGGAGGAGGACGGAGCCCGUGGUGGAGAGCGCGUCCGCCGCCGGGGAGCAUGGCAGCCUGAGGAGGAGUCAGUCUGACAGGACAGAGUACAGCCAGAAGCUGCAAGAAAAAAUGGCCCCACAAGUGGGGUCCUCAACCCCUGCCACUUCACUACAGGAGGAUGAGGAACAAGUCAGCAGGGGCAUGAUGGCCAAGAGGGUGAAAAUCAUUGCAGAACUGCUGCAGACAGAGAAAGACUAUGUCAGUGACCUGGAUCUCUGCAUCAAGGAAGUGAUCCAGCCCCUGAGGGACAAGCAGAUUGCUGGCUUUGAUGUGGAUGGCUUGUUUAGCAACAUUGAAUCUGUCUGUCAAGUAUCAGCCAAACUGCUGUCCUUGUUGGAAGAAGCCACAAGAGAUGUGGAACCACCCAUGCAAAUAAUCGGGGAAGUGUUCUUGCAGAUUAAAGGCCCACUAGAAGACACAUAUAAAAUCUACUGCUAUCGCCACGAUGAUGCACACACCAUGCUGGAAUCCUAUGAAAAGGAUGAAGAACUGAAGCAGCAUUUAAGACACUGUGUACAGUCCUUAAAGAAGAUAUAUGAGGAAGAAGGAAAGCCAAAUCUAAUGGACAUGGGAUCCCUGAUGAUCAAACCAGUGCAACGGGUGAUGAAAUAUCCCUUGUUACUCUGUGAACUCUUGAAUUCAACUCCUGCUUCUCACCCUGACCACAAGGUGCUACAAGAUGCACUUUUUGCUAUGAAAACCAUUAAUGUGAACAUCAAUGAACUUAAAAGGAGGAAAGAUCUGGUGCUGAAGUAUAAGAGGAAUGAUGAUGAUGAAACCCUUAAAGAAAAGUUUUCUCGACUGAAUAUCCACUCCAUUAGCAAGAAAUCCAAGAGGGUGACCAGCCACCUGAAAAUACUGACAGGGGGAGAACCUCAGGUAAAAGAUCAAACAUUUAAUAAGGAAGAAAAGUUGUUUCGAAGUUUAGAGAAGACUGUGAAAUUGUGUGUGAAGAACAUUUCACUCUCCUCACAACACCUAAAGGAUUCCAUACAUCUGGCUGCACAGAAUAUAACUGGGUUUCAGGAAAUCUUGCAGGACAAAGAUGAAGCCAAUGAUUCUUCAAAAAAACAGAACAACUCUGCAAAUCUCUGUGAAGACCUUAUGGCUCAGCUGGACAAGCUUGUUCUGACUCCUCUCUCAGCACUGCAGGCCUUGUUUUCAGGCCCUCAGAAGCUCAUCCAGAAGCGCUAUGACAAGCUGCUGGACUACAACUGCUGCCUGCAGAGGUCACCAGGGGAAGAGCUGGACCUAGCAAAGAAAGACUAUGAGGCUCUAAAUGCACAGCUGGUGGAAGAACUUCAAGUGUUCAACAGAGCAGCCAAAAGGAUUGUGUUGAACUGCCUUCAUUGCUUCAUCACCCUCAUCAGGAAUAUUAUGUGUGCAGCACUUCAGUCAAAUUCUGCUGUGGUGGUACCUGUUCCACUGUCCUCCUCAAGCAUCUGUGAAGUGCAGAAUCAGUUGAUGGAGGAGGUUCACAAGCUGAAUUUUGUGAAAGAAAACACCAGUGCAGCCUUUAUUGAGAGAAAAUUGAGCUUAGAAAAAAAGAAACCUGUCCCUUCUCUGAUCGAAUCCCCACGCCAAACAGAAGAGCACAGGUGGAAGCUGCUGUCUACCUACAGCACAGAGGUGUUGCACCAAGCGAAGCGCAAGUGCAAUGCCACACAGGAGCUGGAUAUUGAUUUACAUGAAGGAGAACUGGUGGCUGUUGUGGAGCAAAAGGACCCCUUUGGAAGUACAAGCAGAUGGCUUGUUGACACAGGAAACCUCAAAGGGUAUGUGUAUUCCUCCUUCCUGAGGCCUUACAAUCCAGCCAAAGCGCAGAAGGAUGUAGCAGAAAAUGGCUUCAGUGAUGAUGAUUUUGAUAAUAUCAGCCUCUUUGUGUCUUCACGGACCUCUGCUGACAGCAGCACACGAAGUCGUGGGCAUAAGAAGAGUGACAGCAGCUCAUCACUUCACUUCUGUGAAAAUCCCACAGCUAAUGGCACAGAGACUGAUGCUCUUCAGGAUAGGGAUGAUCAGCAUACCUUCUAUGCUGUUUAUGCAUUUCAAGCAAGAAAUGAUCAGGAACUGAGUCUUCAGGAGUACCAGAAGGUUAGGAUACUGAAGUUUUCUGACCUGAGUGGCAACAAAGAAUGGUGGCUUGCAGAAGCAGAAGGUCAGACAGGAUACAUUCCAUCUAAUUAUCUUGGGAAGAUGACCUAUGCCUAG